CCUUCCCCCCGUUGUCUUCUGCUCUCCCAACAGAACCCUGAUAUCGUGCUCGUCCACUAUUUGAAUGUCCCUGCCAUUGAGGACUGUGGGAAACCGUGUGGACCGAUUCUGUGCUCCAUCAAUACGGACAAGAAGGAAUGGGCCAAGUGGACCAAGGAGGAGCUGAUCGGCCAGCUCAAGCCCAUGUUUCAUGGCAUCAAGUGGACUUGCAGCAAUGGGAACAGCAGCUCUGGCUUCUCAGUGGAGCAGCUAGUGCAACAGAUUCUGGACAGCCACCAAACUAAGCCACCUCCCCGGACUCACAACUGUCUCUGCACGGGUACUCUGGGUGCUGGGAGCAGCGUGCACCACAAGUGCAACAGUGCCAAGCACCGCAUCAUCUCCCCUAAAGUGGACCCCCGCUCGGGAGGCUACAGCAGCGCCCAUUCCGAGGUCCAGAACAACGAUGUGUCCGAGGGGAAGACCGAGCACAGUGGCCACGGCGCGGCCAAAAGUUCCGGGGGAGGCGGCGGCGGCACCAGGGAGAAACGCAACGGCAAAGUCCACAAGCCCGUGCUGCUGCACCAGAACAGCACAGAGGUGUCCUCCACCAACCAGGUGGAGGUCCCCGACACCACGCAGAAUUCCCCGGUGUCCAUCAGCAGCGGCCUCAACAGCGACCCGGAUAUGGCCGACAGCCCCGUGGUGACGGGGAUGAGCCACGUGGCCUCUGUCAUGUCCGGUCUGUCCCAAAACGUUUUCAUGCCCGAGGUUGCCGGGGACCCCGUCUACAGCAUGUCUCCCACUGGGGGUCCGAAUACUCACCUGAUGGGGGCGGACGCCACUUCGCAGGGCCUGGUUCUGUCCGUGACCGCUGAUCGUCACAAAUUCGCCUUCCCCGGAGGAGGCGUGGGGGAACCUGGGACCACCACCGCCGGAGACGGUCUGUCCAUGCUGUCCACGGCCGGGGUGUCCGAGGAACUGGUGCUGACCAGCAGUCUGGACUCUGGAACCAUCAAGAUACCGGAGACUAAUAUGAACUUCGACCCCGACUGCUUCCUGAACAACCCCAAACAGGGACAGACCUACGGCGGCAGUGCGAUGAAGACCGAGGGCAACUCCUCCUCUAACUCCUCCUCCUCCGGGGGGGGCGGCAGCACCAACGGCAGCCUGCAGCGCUCCCCCCCCAUGUCGGACAACGGCUACACCUUCAGCUCAGCUCUGGUGAAGAACAUCAAGACCGAGGACACGUCCUUUGAGCAGCAGCUGGCCAAAGAGAGUGGCUACCAGGUGGGGGGAGUGGUCAGCUGUGGCAGUGGGGUGUCCGUGCCGUCCGGCGCGGGGUCAGGUCCGGGCAGCCUCGGUCUGUCCGCAGCCGGCACCCUGCUUCCCUCCGGUGGGGGUCUGAGUCCGAGCACUACCUUAGAGCAGAUGGACUUCAGCGCCAUCGACGCCAAGCAGGACUACACCUCCAAUGCCACCACCGUGAGCUACGGCCAGGCCCUGUCCAGCCCCCACAUGCAGCACCAGAGUCGCUCGCCGAGCUUCUUCCUCCAGGAUGCUUCUCAAAGCGGCCAGGCUCAGCAGGGGAGGCCGGGCAUGGGCCAGAAAACGCACUUGAUGGAGCACAACUCCCAUGACUCCGGCGCUUACAUGGGGCUGCAGGUGGUGAAAACGGACUCCCCCGGCAGCAACGGCCACCUCCACCACCACCACCCGGCCCACCAGUCUCAGCACAGAGCCAACUGCAACGGGGGCUCGCCCGCUGAGGGCCAGGCCGGCUCCCUGCAGCUGCUGCAGUACCAGGGGAGCUUUCCGGGGCUGGGCUCUGAGCACGAGGAGGUGGUGGGUCUGGAGCAACCCGGCGGCGUGAACGCAGCUCCGAGCGGAGCCGCGGAGAACGGGGCCGACGCCCUACUCAAACAGGGAGACCACAUUCAGGCCUGCGGAGCGGGGAACGGAGAGGGGAGAGGAGGAGCGGAGCACUACCUGCAGCAGGCCUCGGAUGGGGGCGGCGGAGGGGCCGGGGGCGCGGGGGACGGAGUAGCCAUUCACAACGGGAAUAACGGCGGCGACGGCAGCGGCCGCUCCCAGCAGCAGCAGCAGCAGAUGCAGCCUCUCCUCCAGGGCACCAGCAUGGUUCAGGGACUCUACAACGCGGUGGGAACCCACCAAGGCCUGGGUGGAGCGGCCAGCAACGGAGGGGCGGGGGGAGCGGGGAUGGAGAUCAGCCUGGACCACUUCGAUAUUUCCUUCGGCAACCAGUUCUCCGACCUGAUCAACGACUUCAUCUCGGUGGACGGCAGCGGGGCGGCCAUGUCGGCCGGAGGGGCCCUGUACGCCCACCAGCUGGUCACUUCCCACAGCUCGGAGAGUCAGAACGCCGGCGGGGCCCCGCAGCAGGGCCAGGAGGACGGAGGGGCCCGGGGCUCCGGCUACAGCCCCUCGGAGCUCUGCCUUCAGCCCUGCUGCAGCCCCCAGUCCCUGAGCGGCGGGGCGGGCGCGGCCGGCGGCGCGGGGGAGGCCGGGUCACUGUCCUACAUGAACGUCGCAGAGGUGGUGUCGGCAGCCGUCGCCCAGGGCGCCCUGGGGAUGCUUCAGGCCACAGGCCGCCUCUUUAUGGUCACCGACUACUCCCCAGAGUGGUCCUAUCCCGAGGGCGGAGUUAAGGUGCUGAUCACUGGUCCCUGGCAAGAGGCCAGCUCAAACUACAGCUGCUUGUUUGAUCAGAUCUCAGUGCCAGCCUCCCUUAUCCAACCCGGGGUGCUGCGUUGCUACUGCCCAGCUCAUGAUACAGGUUUGGUGACACUACAGGUGGCCAUCAGCAACCAGAUCAUCUCCAAUUCUGUGGUGUUUGAGUACAAGGCCCGCGCUCUCCCCUCACUGCCGUCAUCUCAGCACGAUUGGCUCUCUCUGGACGGUACGGAGCCAUGGGCAGGACAGAAAAAGCUGCCGGAGCCGCAGAGCGCUCCGGUGGCUCCAAAUAAGUCCCUGAGCUCACAUUCCACCAUCCGAGCCGGGAGAGGGGGGCUCAAACAGCCAACCACAACCCCGCACAGCCACACACUGACCGUCAGAGAGCAGGGGAGCGUUCUGAAAAGCAGUGGCUCUAAAGCCGAACUGCGGCGGCAUGACAAACGGCAGAGCGCGUACCCAACACACAAAGCAGGCGCGCAGGAGGGGGGCGUGUUUGGGGGGAAACAUGGUAAACUCCCCAGCAAAAUUGCUCAAAUUCUAGUUUCAGACAGCAGCAACUGA
Molecule: messenger RNA, 3237 nt
Organism: Menidia menidia (Atlantic silverside)
Lineage: Eukaryota; Metazoa; Chordata; Actinopteri; Atheriniformes; Atherinopsidae
Source: the annotation of a GenBank genome assembly